This is a messenger RNA of Chiroxiphia lanceolata (lance-tailed manakin), 2121 nucleotides long. Its product is annotated as pituitary tumor-transforming gene 1 protein-interacting protein-like. The transcript is spliced from 7 exons. Gene Ontology annotation, cellular component: cytoplasm; nucleus. The record is from RefSeq and is a predicted model, not a curated record. The coding region runs from base 57 to 599 and encodes 180 amino acids. Gene Ontology annotation, biological process: protein import into nucleus. Lineage: Eukaryota; Metazoa; Chordata; Aves; Passeriformes; Pipridae.
CCGGCGCCUGCGCGGGGCCGGGCGCGGAGGGAGCCCGGUCCCGACUCAUCCCGGCGAUGGAGGCGGGGCGGUGGCCGCUGUGGUUGCAGGGCCUAGCGCUGCUCUGGGGCCGAGCCGCGAUGGGGCUGGCGCAGAGCCCCACCGGGGCUCCGCCGGCGCUGGCAUGUUCAGCCUUUUCCCAGAAGUCCUGUGAUGAAUGUCUAAAAAAUGUUUCGUGCCUUUGGUGUUACACCAACAACACUUGCAUUGAUUACCCUGUAAGAAGCAUUCUUCCACCAUCUUCGUUGUGUUCCCUCUCUAAUGCUCGAUGGGGAGUUUGCUGGAUAAAUUUUGAGGCUUUAAUUAUUGCCAUAGCUGUAGUAGCUGGACUCAUUCUGGUGUCUGUAGCAGUCUGUUGCUGUUACUGCUGUUACUGCAGAAGACGUUCAAGGAGUAGACCAGAUGAAGAAGAAGAACAGCUAGCUAGGAAGAGAGAGGAAAGAAGACUACAGUCUCUUCAGAGGAAACAUGAAAGAAAACUGAAGCAUGAUGAAAUACGUAAGAAGUAUGGUCUUCUUCAGGAUUCUGAUAACCCGUACAGCAGAUUUGAGAAUGAAUAAAGCUGAGCACCUUCCACUGGAGCUGUGACUCCGGAAGACAGGAAGACUCUUUUCAUUUACCCUUUGUGCUCUUUUGCUUUUGUUUUUUUUUCCCUGAAGUGUUUUUUCCUGAUUGUAAAAGUAGAAGCAGCUAAAGACUUUAUGAAAUAACAUGUUUCUAUCUCCUACUCAUAUAGAACUAAUUUUUAUAAAUGAUUUUUUUGUUGAAAUGUUUACUGAAUUUUGUGACUAUCUUUCCUCUUCUUAAAACUGUAUUUUAUUAAUUGAUGUAGAUGGUUAAUAGUCACAAUUGUGUUUGAGUUCAGUCAUAAUUGCCAUUUAAAGCAGUUGUUCCCAUGUUCCUAAAUAAAGAUAUUUUAUAUAUAUAUGUAAAAUAAAAAGCAACAUGGAAGCACAGCUUCACAUGGCAGAAAUAGUUGAUGAGAAAAUACAGCACGCACAUUCUUGUGGGUGGAGGUUUUUUCUAUCUGGAAAAAGAUCUUCCAAGAGUGUAAUGUGUAAGGGUUGAGAAAGGGGAGCAUAUUUGUCUUUGAAUAAUUCAGUUCAGUUGUGGAAAUGUUAAUAUGUACUCUGGAUAUAGCACUGAUGUGAAAAAAAAACUACUUCACUUAGCAAAAUUGGAAGAAGGUCACUCCUAAAAUGUACAUGGUUAUGUGUGCCCAAAUUUAAGAAACAUCAGUCUGUGUGAAAUCUUUCUUUUGUAAGCUUAAUGUAUAAUGAAAAAAAAAGUAAAAAGUUGCCCAGAUUCUGCAGUUUACCAGAGCUGACCCUGGCCAGCAGCUAAGCACUGCCCAGCUGCUUCCUCCCUCAGAGGGAUGAGGGAGGGAAUGGGAACAGCAAAGGGUUGAGAUAAAAACACUGUAAGUGAAGAAAAGGAAGGUAAGUGGGAACAAGUCAUGCAAAGGGAAUUACCACAUCCCAGAAGCAGAUCUCUGCCCAGCCUCCCCUCAGUUUUUCUUGGGCAGCCUGGAAUAUCAUUUGGGUCAGUUCUGGCCAGCUGUCCCAAUUGUGUCCCCUCCCAACUUCUUGCUCACCCCUGGCCUACUUGCUGGAGCAGUCACAGUGGGGAAAAAAUGAAACCUUGAUGCUGUGCAAGCAAUGCUCAGCAAAAGCCAAAGCACUGGUGUGUUACCAGCACUGUUCCUGCCACAAAUCCAAAGCAAAGCAGCACCAUACGUGCUGCUGUGAAGAAAGUUACCUCAAUCCCAGCCAGACCCAGUACAGUAAGAAAGCGGUAUUUUUUUAACCUUUUAUUGUUCUGUUGAUAUUUCUAUAAUGUGAUUUAUUUCCUGUCUUUCUUUUCAUAGAGGUGUUUCCUUGAGCAUUUUUAGUAGCUUAGCAAUAUGACGUGACAAGCAAAUGGCUCUUCUGCCCCCCCCAGUCUAAUGUACAUUCCCAUUUAUUCUGUACACUUUAAAUCACCUCCCUUGCUGUAUAUUAUCUAUUUAACAAAUGUACAGUAUUGAAGAUGUCCAUGUUAUUUUUAUCCACAUUCCUAAAAUAAAUACUUUAACAUCUUGAA